AACACCACUAAACAAAAUGGGUUACAAAAUGUGAUUUCUGAUUUAUGGAAAAACCUUGGUUUAACUAUAAACAACUCGACCAAUCCUGAUUCUCUUAACAUCAACAUAGAAUCAUUUUUCACAAACGGGAAGGGAACCAAUGUUUUAAGUCUAAUUAUUGAAAUUGUUUCUGGAUUACUUUUACCUGGGAGAAAACUCGAUGAUAAUUCAUCGGUGGACCUAGCGGCGUUGACGUCAAUGGCUUCGUUGUUGACCAUAAAGAGCUGGGGUGUGUCCCCAGAAUGUAGUAACGACUUGUCGCUGCUACUACAAGGACUGAUGGGAAGAGAGGGCUGGGCUUUGACAGUGUUGGAUGCUUUUGGAAAGCCGGACAGCGGUAUAAUGCAGGGCCGAAUCUGGUUCCCCGGUGGAUAUGAUGAAUGUCUAGGCGUAGACGCCACCGUGAACAACAACGCGAUGGAGACGAUGAACCACUUUAAGGGCAAAUACUGCCGUCUAGAAUUGCCCAGUGACAUACCCCCGUUGGGCUUGGGGUAUGAGAACGCCAUUCGAAUUGGUCUGUGUGUAUCAGACAGAUGCAACAAAGCCGAUCUUAACAGUUUUGUUGAAGCAGUUCAAAAAACACUUUUAAAUAUAACCACCAAAGGAAAAAUAGAAGUUGUGUGUGAUGAACCUAUGCAGCUCGGAUCGGAUGCCAUUGGAUGCAUAUGUUUCCUAGCUAGUUUAGGGGCUUUCGUAUUGUUUGGUACAUUGUACGAUAUUUUGGCUGUCCAAAUGAAAUCAAACUACAAUGACAAGUCCUGUAAAACACCACACCGCGUUACCGUUGCCUCGGGUGUUUUCAAUGUGAAUAAAGCAGCUAUUAGAGUAGAAAGCCACACGGAUGCUCACGACAUUAAGGAGGAAAUUCCUCCUGUGCUCAUAGAGAAGGCCGUCAAUUGUUCUAACACCGGUAAUCCAAAUGUUGAGAAGGUUUUAUCCAAGCACAACCAAGGAGCAAUGGAAAGGGUUUUGCUUGCGUUUUCAUUCUACAGCAAUGGUGUCAAAAUAUUGAAUACCGACCAGCGAAAGGGAUCACUUAAUGCCCUGAAUGGAAUAAGGUUCCUGAGCAUGGCAUGGGUCAUCCUUGGACAUACUUAUGGUUUCUCCAUAGGGUUUGAUGUGGCGUCCUAGUGGCAUACCUGACCUUGCAGGAAUUAAAGAAAGUGGGCGGGGCAAAACGGCUCAAUUGGCUCAUGUUCUAUUUCCAUCGAUUCUGGAGGCUAACUCCUCCAUACAUGCUGGUGUUGAUGUUUGGAACGGUGCUAUCUCCCUACUUGAUAUCUGGCCCACUCCGGAUACCCGGUGACUUACCUACCAUGCUGGAGUGUCGGAAAAACUGGUGGACUAAUCUAC
Molecule: messenger RNA, 1395 nt
Organism: Mya arenaria
Lineage: Eukaryota; Metazoa; Mollusca; Bivalvia; Myida; Myidae
Product: nose resistant to fluoxetine protein 6-like
Exons: 8
Coding region: 238-1173 (311 amino acids)
Source: RefSeq, a predicted model, not a curated record